CAGAGCGGGUGUCUCUGAGCGAAGCAACCAGAAUGAGUCAAAUUGUGAACCAUACCGCACGUAUCUGUAACAAAGCUCCAGUGGUCAUUUCUGCACAGAAACGGUGAACUUCAGAAGUACCAAGGUCCGUAUCUAGCAUUCUUGAAGCCCACAAAACCCAGGGCUCUGACAAGGAGAGGCACAGAUAGGGAGACGGUGGGUGAAGGUGGUAGCUGAAGACAUGGUAUCUGUGCAUGCAGGUAGAAUGGGAGCAAGGCAGAUGAGCCUGUGAAGAGACAGACCCUGCUGUGUAAACCCACAUCACACCCAGCCACCGGACCCCAGAGACAUGGCGUUCACCUUGUCUGAGAUAAUGGCUGCAAGGCGGCAACAGCAUGGCGGUAGAGUGGCAGUCGACGUGGAUGAGCACAGUGCCAAUCCAACCCAGGCCUUUACCUUUUAUAACAUCAACCAGGGUCGAUUCCAGCCACCACACGUACAUAUGGUGGAUCCAUUACCCCAUGAUGCCCCGAAGCCUCCUGGGUACACCCGGUUUGUCUGUAUUUCGGACACGCACUCCAGGACAGAUGCCAUUCAGAUGCCAUAUGGAGAUGUCUUCAUCCACGCUGGAGACUUCACCGAGCUGGGCCUGCCCAGUGAAGUCAAGAAGUUCAAUGACUGGCUGGGUACAUUACCGUACGAAUAUAAAAUAGUCAUUGCUGGUAACCAUGAGCUGACAUUUGACCAGGAGUUCAUGGCAGACUUGAUCAAGCAAGACUUUUACUAUUUCCCUUCAGCGUCAAAACUGAAGCCAGAGAACUAUGAAAACGUUCAGUCCUUGCUUACACACUGCAUAUACCUUCAAGACUCGGAGGUGACUGUGAGGGGCUUCAGGAUAUAUGGGUCCCCGUGGCAGCCUUGGUAUUGUGGGUGGGGCUUUAAUCUUCCCCGGGGACAAGCCCUUUUGGACAAGUGGAACCAAAUCCCUGAUGGCACAGAUAUUCUUGUAACACACGGACCACCACUGGGUUUCCUGGACUGGGUUCCCAAAAAAAUGCAGAGGGUAGGCUGUAUGGAGUUGUUGAAUACUGUACAGAAACGAGUACAACCAAAACUUCACGUUUUUGGGCACAUUCAUGAAGGUUAUGGGGCAAUGACUGAUGGGGCUACAACUUACGUGAAUGCAUCAGCGUGCACUGUGAACUUUCAACCCAUGAACCCACCAAUAGUGUUCGACAUGCCCACCCCAAGAAGCACAUGAUAAUAAAAGCACCUUUUUCUUUUUUUUUUUAUUUACCUUAUUGAAAAGAAGAAACUAUGUUGACCCUCCAAUCUGGAUUUAUAUUUUGUUGCUUGAAUAAUAGUAUAAUAUAAUAAUUGUGUCAGUAUGACAUUGGCCAUACGUUUAGUGCUACAUGAUAAUGAAAGGUAUAUUGGUCUUCAAAAAUCGGGAUUUUGCCAGCACCUCAAAAAAAGUAACUGGGCUUUAAAUAUGUUGGUAAUGUUACUGUGAAAGUAUAUGGAACAUUUUAUGACACGUGUUUUGUAAACUAAUCCAUAUGUAAGGUCCAAAGACAAAUUACUUCUUAUGGCUGUCUUAAGUGGUUUUCAAAACUGGAGCCGCUAUGUCUAAAACAUGGGACCAUGUUUUGACAAACAAUGGAUGUGUACAACAUUUCUUAAACAAUCUUUUCAACUAUAAGGUUCAGUUUAAUAAACAUUAAGCUUUGCAGUAACUGUGUAAAACAUCAUAUGGAAACCUGUAACUUUAUUGGACAAUAAAGUUACCUUUGAGACCCCACCCCUGGGGUAUAAAAGUAAGGACCCUCCAUUAACAAAGUGGAGAGCACUGAUGUCAAUCUUUAAUUAAAGAAUAAUGAACCCAAGAGAGAAUGAGUUUGGGACUUUCUUUUUAAAAGUAGAUGCUCCAUUGACAAAGUGGAACACUAAAACUAAACUGUAACCGACAAAGCGUUCUCUACCUCUUGAGUUUCAUUGCCUCUGCCCUGUCUUAGAUAACAAUCUCACAGACUCCUACUGGUGGUUGCCUUUGGAGAAAGCAGAGAUACAGGGACAACCUCGUCACUGUUACUGCUCCACUGUUACAGGACCUAAUCCUCAACCAACUUCUAAGGAACUGGUGUGAUGAGUAUAAACAGGUUAAAAUAGCAUUGCCAUAGACUGAGGUACUCCAAGAUGUUAAAUUGUUUGAUUUACCCUUUGAUUAUUUUCACUGUAACUACAUUCUGUAACUUUGUGAACUUCAUUACUGAUUCACUCCUCUAUUUAUCUAGCUUUACUUUACAAGGGUUAUUAUAAAUUGUUAUUAAUACAUGUUAUUAUUUUUUUAAAUAUAUUUUUAAUUAGAAACAUCUGCUGAGGAUAAGCCCCCGCCCCCGGACAGAAAUUUCAGAAAAUGACAUUCAAUUGCAUGGUUGGAUGGUGAUUAUUGGGGAGAUAUAGCACAAAUGGCAUAUAUACAUAAUAAAGCAGUUUAAAAUUAAAAAGAAGAACUUAAGGCAUUUUAAAAUCUUACUAUUAAAAGAUUGAUUGUGGGACCACAUAUCAAUCAAUCAAUCUUUAUUUUAUAUAGCGCCUUUCAUA
Polyodon spathula (Mississippi paddlefish) is the source of this 2583-nucleotide messenger RNA. Its product is annotated as metallophosphoesterase domain-containing protein 1-like. The record is from RefSeq and is a predicted model, not a curated record. Bases 329 to 1240 code for a protein of 303 amino acids. The transcript has 7 exons. Gene Ontology annotation, molecular function: hydrolase activity. NCBI's taxonomy places the organism in Eukaryota, Metazoa, Chordata, Actinopteri, Acipenseriformes, Polyodontidae.